AUGAGGGCUGGCUGUAUACCAGUAGUAAUCGGCUACGAUACUGAGCUACCAUUCUUCGAGAAACUUGACUGGACAAGCUCGACCCUUCGCAUGAAGAAAUUUGAUCUGGACUAUAUGCUUAAUGUCAUAAGUCAUUUGUCAUUAAGCGAAGUAGACUUGCUCCAAACCCACGUUCGGCAUUUCUUCGAUUCGCGUUUCUCCUCAAUCUCAAAGAUUGUGUCUUCUACACUAGACAUUGUGAACGAACGCGUCUUUCCUAACUUAGCAAAAUCUUCAGCUGCCUGGAACGACCCCGAUUUUUCUGAAGUAUGCAUUUCUUUAUAUUCGCCUCUUUAUUGGAAUUUACCCUUUACUUUGCUGUAG
Molecule: messenger RNA, 363 nt
Organism: Dibothriocephalus latus
Lineage: Eukaryota; Metazoa; Platyhelminthes; Cestoda; Diphyllobothriidea; Diphyllobothriidae
Source: the annotation of a GenBank genome assembly